AAAUUUAUCUGGUCUGAUUUUUUAGGUUGGCUGAAGUAGAAUGGAGACACAAAAUCUCUUCAUGAAGUUUCAAAUAUUCUUUAUAGCAGUAUAUCGGUAUGACUUCGCUGAACAUGGAAGUUCUUCUAAAUUGAAUACAACCUUGUUCCUGCAUUGUUAGAUCUCCUGCCAAACAUAAUGAACAGAAGUUCUAUUAAACAAGGUUAUGUUAGGGAUCAUUCUUGUCUUGUUUGUGGAAAACAGAAUGAAUACAAUUCCGCAUUUAUAGUUCACAUGAGAUCACAUACUGGUGAGAAACCGUUUCAAUGUGAUUUUUGUGAUAAAAGAUUUCCUGGAAAAUCCAGUUUAACUCGACACAUGAGAACGCAUACUGGAGAAAAACCAUUGAAGUGUCCUGUGUGUGAUAAGAGGUUUAGCCAUAACCUUAAUUUAACUCUGCACAUAAAAACUCACAAGGGAGAAACCCCCUUCAAAUGUGAUAUUUGUGAUAAAAGGUUUUCCCAAAAAGGCAAUAAAACUAUACAUAUGGGAACCCAUACUGGAGGUUUCAAAUGUGAUAUUUGUGAUAGAGUGGUUUCUGCAAAAAGCAGUUUAACUUUACACAUGAGAACUCACACUGGAGAAAAGCCAUUUAAAUGUAAUAUUUGUGAGAAAAGGUUUAAUCGGAGUCCUCAUUUAACUGCACAUUUAAGAACACAUUCUGGUGAAAAACCCUACAAGUGUUCAGUAUGUGAGAAAAUGUUUUCUAUAGAAAGCACUUUAAUAAGACACAUGAGAAUCCAUUCUGGAGAAACCCUAUUCAAGUGUGAUGUGUGUGCUAAAGGGUUUAUUCAGAUUCAUCAUCUUAAAAAUCACAUGAGAAUUCAUAUAUUGAGAAAAGAAAACCCCUGAUUUUGGAGAUUGGAGGUCCUGGACAAUAAUUUGAACACCUGUAAAAUUGAGGAAUAGAUUUAUCAUGUUGUUAAAUACUUCUGCCAUCUGUGUUUUUGGAACUUAUACGUGAGAUUCUGAUAAUCUGAUAAUCAAGAAAAUGCAAAAAAUGCAGAAAUUGGGGGGCGAACCAAAUUUUUGGUGGAAAUUCUCAAACAAAAACUAUGUUAUAAGUUCCCACUGGAAACCUGAAUCAUGUAUAAGAUGAGUCUUAAUUUAAAAUGUUUUCAAUCUAGAAGCUGACGACUAUUUCAGGAAUAAUUGCUUGAAAUGUAAAACAAUAUACAUUGCUUGUUAUUAAUUUUGUACUUUACACGACGCUCUUUUUGACUUUAAAGUUAUACAAAGUUUUUUUAUUGAUUGAGUUGAUUAGACUCAUUUGUUAAUUCAUAUCUUUAUUUUUUCUUGCAUUUUUUUCAGAUGUUAUGGUAGAAUGAUCGUAGCAGUAAUAUUAAGCAUUUCUUUAAUUCUAAGGAAGGUUGAUACCUGCAGGGACAUGAUCAGUUUUAUACGAUCUACUCCAGUCCGAGUACAAACACUGGAGGAUAAUCUCUCCUCAUUUUCGGCACAAAAUCAACUAGAUUAAACUCGAGAAACGGCCCAGACUGAAGAAAACUGAAUCCUGAAAAUCUGUUCUAAUUAAAAUGGAAUACUCCGAGUACAAUGUUGAUGGUGGGAAUGGUGGAGAUGAAACUGUGGGACAUCUCCGUCAACGGUUAAACGUGAUGCGAGAAAUUGUUCAGGAAGAGGAUAAGGAUGG
Eurytemora carolleeae is the source of this 1690-nucleotide messenger RNA. Its product is annotated as zinc finger protein 468. Bases 178 to 891 code for a protein of 237 amino acids. NCBI's taxonomy places the organism in Eukaryota, Metazoa, Arthropoda, Copepoda, Calanoida, Temoridae. The transcript has 5 exons. The record is from RefSeq and is a predicted model, not a curated record.